This is a messenger RNA of Boleophthalmus pectinirostris (great blue-spotted mudskipper), 1194 nucleotides long. RefSeq names its product rapunzel 3 (gene rpz3). The record is from RefSeq and is a predicted model, not a curated record. Lineage: Eukaryota; Metazoa; Chordata; Actinopteri; Gobiiformes; Gobiidae. Bases 1 to 1194 code for a protein of 397 amino acids. The transcript is spliced from 3 exons.
AUGAGCGCGUCUCUGGAGCGUCUGGUGGCUCAGAAGAAGGAGGCCAUCGAGGCGGUGAUGGACAUGCUGGAGCGAGGAGCUGAGGUUCUCGCCAGCACCGUGGGCGAGUUCUUCCCCCUGUGCGAGGCCGCCGCCCCCCUGCUCCGCCUCGCCCUCGACAACGUCCAGAGCAAAGAGGUCCUCUACGUCAAAGAGCAGUUCCUGACGGUGAGGAAGCAGCUGGACCUUCUCUCCUCUCAGCUCCAGGACAUCGACGCCGAGCUGCAGAGGGCCAGGCUGGACGCGCAGUACUUCUCUGUGGAGGAGAACAUCAGGAACCAGUUCAGGAAGUACAUGGACAUCCUGGAGGCCAAGCCACAGUUCAGGGAGGUGAAGACCAGACUGUUCCUGGAGCACUUCUCCAAGAGCGGAGGAGACAAGAACCUGCACGUGCUCUACAACGCCAUGAUGGGGACCAGUCUGUUCGGGGAGUCGGUGCUGGAGCUGGUGGACAGUUAUCUGGCCCAUCACCGGCGCCUCCUGGAGGACUUCUGCGUGCGCAUGAAGGAGCUCUUCUGCCUGGGCCUGAUCGCUCUGCUGGGGCACUGCGCCCUGACGCGGGGCCCUGAGGACGAGGACGAGCUGGUCCGGGAGUGGAGCUCCAGGAUGGAGGAGGUGGAGGCCAAGAUGAAGGACACCGUCGCCUCGUGCGUCGCCGCCUUCCCGGAGCAGGCGAAAGAGGACGCCCAGCGCUUCCUCCAGCAGAGCCCCGAGGACGAGGAGCUGCAGCAGGUGGCCGAGGCGCUGCUCCAGGUCCUGCUGAAGAAGUUUGACUGGGUGAGCUGGUCGGUGCGGGUCAUCAAGUGCUCGAGCAGCGCGUACCGGAGCUGGAGGGCGGGCGAGCACUUCCACCACAUCAGCGGGGACGCCUGGUUCGAGGUGCCGCCCGUCAGACACCUGCUCCUGGUGGUGUCCUACAGCGGCGACCCCAAACCCGUGCCCAAGCAGAGCGUCCGCGAGCUGGCGGAGGCCCAGAGCCGCAGAGCCGGGCCCCUCGCGCUGGUGGAGCUCCUGACCUCGCAGCUGCAGAGCGCCCGCCUCGUGGUCCACGCCGUCACCCGCCACAAGGACUGCGCCGCCGCCUGGAGCUUCAGCGACGACUGCCACUACUGGGAGAGACACAAGGGCGGCGCUCUGUGUGUGCACGCAGAGUGA